Messenger RNA from Cuscuta europaea, 2640 nucleotides. NCBI's taxonomy places the organism in Eukaryota, Viridiplantae, Streptophyta, Magnoliopsida, Solanales, Convolvulaceae. The record is from the annotation of a GenBank genome assembly.
UAAUGCUAAUCUCUCUAUCUCAUACAUCUUCCAUCAUACUUUUUCUUGAGAGAACAUCUUCCAUCAUACUAGCAAACAAAGUAAAAAACAAAGAAAUUGUUAAAUUUUUUAUCUGAAAUUUUCUUGAUUUACAUAAAAAAGAGAAAGGUCAAUUCAAUCAAUUAGAUAUACGUCAAUGGAUUUCUUGAAGAACAAUGCAGCGGAAGAGGCGAGAUGUCAAACGGCGAUGACCGUUAAGAUGGCAUCAAUAGCCGUUUACGCCUUAGGCUUCUUCCUCGCCAUGGUCUUAUGCAACUUUGUUCAUUUUCUUCUGCGCCCUCUUUCUCAACCUCGCAUUGUUUCUGAAGCCAUGGUAGGGUUGUUUCUGAGUAAUCUACCACCUGUACGCAGGUCUUUAGACGAUGAUGAGAUUCAUGAAACCUUAAACUACAUUGUGGAUGCCAUCAUGAUUUGUCACAUGUUUGUGGUGGGACUAGAAAUCGACCCCAACAUAUUCCUCCAUUUAGACCUCCCAGAGACAAAGGUUGCGUAUUCCGGCGUGUUGUUCGCUUUCGUCCUCUCUAACCUCCUCGUUCCCCUCCUCAAGAUCUCCACCGCCUCCGACAUCAUAUUUAACCUUUGUCUCUCCGUCAUACUCUCCGCCACGGCUUCACCGUUGUUGACUCGCCUGAUAACCGAUCUGAAGAUCGGAAAGUCAGACAUCGGGCGCUUUGUUGUGGCAGCUGGUAUUCAUUCUGAUGUUGUCUCGACAUUACUGAUCUCGGUCGGGUAUAUAGUAUUCGACCCACUCAACAAUUUCGAGACACGCGACGCAAAAAGCGUGGCGAAAAUGAUGACUACAUUAAUGUUCCAAACCGUUCUGGCAUCGAGGGUCGUGCCUUUGGUGAUGAAUUGGGUGAAUCAAGAAAAUCCAGAGGGGAAAUCCAUGAAAGGUUCACAUUUAGUUGUAGCGAUAGCGUUCGUGGUCAUAGUUUGCAGCAUAUCCCCAACAUUCGGAGGGUUCAAUAAGGUCCUCGCCGCGUUCCUAGCGGGAUUGUUCAUGCCGAGGGAGGGGAGGAUAUCUAAGAUGAUGAUAACUAAGGUUAACUAUGUUUUCACGACCAUAUUUUACCCAUUGUUUUUCCUAUGGGUAGGGACAUCGGCUCAACUAAAUGAGUUUGGGGCUUCUCAUUGGCAAACAUGGGUUAAUAUAUUGUGUUUGUUCUUGAUAUCAACUGUUGGGAAAGUUCUUGGAUGUUUGGUCUCUGGGGUGAUAUUGGGAUUUAAUUGGCCUGAAUCAGUUGCUAUUGGCUUACUUCUCAAUAUCAAAGGCCAUUUUCAAGUCUUCUUAGCCAUUGUCUCCUCCGUGAUGAAAUUCACAAGCAUUUCAUUUGGGCUUUCAACAGUAUUUGUGAGCUUUUUGACCAUAUUGUACACCCCAUUGGUGGUGGCGAAGAUCAUAAAAUGGGCAAGGAAGCGUUCCCCCACGCAACGAAUGGCGCUCCAAUGGUUAAACGCAACAGACGAGUUGCGAAUCCUUCUCUGCCUACGUGGCAAGCAGAAUGUCUCUUGCGCGAUAAACUUGAUCGAAAUCUCCCGUGGCGCAUCCGACCCUGGAAUCAUGAUAUAUCUAACGGACAUGAUCGAGUUGACGGACAGAGUGGCUGCCACCGUGACCAGCAACAACGCUGACGUGGUGACCGUCACUGACCCAGAAGUGGUUGAGAUGAGAGAAGAAAUAAAAUCCUCAGUUGAGUCCUAUAUCUCGGAGUUAGGGAACGGCGAGGGGGUUAAGGUCAAACAAAUGAUGGCUCUUUCUACGUUAAACAGCAUGCACCAGGAUGUUUGUAUCCUUGCGGAGGAUCUUAUGGUUCACUUAAUUGUCAUGCCGUUCCAUAAGAACCCGACACCGGAUGGGAAGCUCGACAUGGGACACUCGGGAUUCCGGCACGUUAAUCGCAAAGUGCUCCGACAUGCUCCGUGCUCGGUCGGGAUCCUUGUCGAUCGAGGUUUGGGAUCCACGUUAUUGGUUAGUUCUAAGCUAAACGCCGCCGUUAUCUUCAUCGGUGGUAAGGAUGACCGCGAGGCUCUAUCCUAUGCAGGUCGUGUGGCGAAACAUCCCGGUGUGAAGUUGACAGUAAUAAGAUUUUUGUUGGAGGCGAGUACGGGUCGGGAAGGCGAUAGCGUGGCGUCGAGAAUCAGCAAGGCGAAGGCAAACACAGUGGAGCACCAAGAAGAGAUGAAGCUGGACGAUGAGUGCUUUGCGCAGUUUUAUGACCGGCAUGUAGCGGGAGGACGGGUGGCUUAUAGGGAGAAGUAUCUUGUGAAUUCCGGGCAGACCUUUUCCACUUUGCGGUCUUUGGAGGGACAGUAUCAGUUGUUCAUAGUGGGGAGAGGUGGCGGGCGAGUGAACUCAGUGCUGACGGUCGGAAUGAAUGAUUGGCAAGAGUGCCCGGAGCUGGGUCUCAUCGGAGACAUCCUCUCGGCUUCCGCCACUACUUCUGUCUUGAUUAUCCAGCAACACAGUUUUAAGGGAGAAUUGGAUGGAAUUCAAGAUGAAUUCUCCAUCAUGUAAACAAACCCCUUUAGCAUGUUUAUAUAUACAUCUAACUUGUUAGGUUGACUCUUAUACGGACUAUAUUGUAGGUACGUAAAUUCUCG